Anolis sagrei ordinatus is the source of this 6503-nucleotide messenger RNA. It is a transcript of the gene IRS2, whose product is annotated as insulin receptor substrate 2. The record is from RefSeq and is a predicted model, not a curated record. Gene Ontology annotation, molecular function: phosphatidylinositol 3-kinase binding; insulin receptor binding. Gene Ontology annotation, biological process: insulin receptor signaling pathway. Gene Ontology annotation, cellular component: cytosol; plasma membrane. NCBI's taxonomy places the organism in Eukaryota, Metazoa, Chordata, Lepidosauria, Squamata, Anolidae.
GGUAGGGAGAAGAAGGGGGGGGGGAACAAGAGGACUAGAAGGCGGGGCUAAAAGAGACGCCAAUAAGAGCCCGGCGGAUUUGGAAGGGAGGUCUUAUUGGCGGAGCUGGGUGCCUUUCACGCGCGGAGGGGUAGGAUGAAAAGCGAGAGGGGCGGCCUAUGUGUGUGAGGGUGUGUGUGUGUGGCGCGCGCGCGGAGUGGAGGGAGGAGGGAAGCGCGCGCCUGGCAGCGGUCACGUGUUGUUUUGCUCUUCGCGGCGAGAAGUUCCUCGGAGGCGUCCGUGGUCCUGAAAGGCAGCGCUGAGGAGAAGGGGAUGGAGCCGGCCGGCAGGGCCCUCCAGGCGGCGACGACGACGACAGAGGCCCAGGCGCCGCUUCCCCCUCCGCCGCCUUUGCCCCCAGACGUGCGGAAGACGGGCUACCUGCGCAAGCACCACAAGCACGGGCACCGGCGCUUCUUCGUGCUGCGGGGGCCUCCCGGAGAGGCCUCUCCAGAGGGACCGGCGUCGUCGUCGUCCUCGGCGCGACUGGAGUACUACGAGAGCGAGAAGAAGUGGCGCGGGAAGGCGUCUCCGGUGCCGAAGCGGAGCCUGGCGCUGGAGGGCUGCCUGCAGGUGCACAAGCGGGCCGACGCCCGGCACCGGCACUUGGUGGCGCUCUUCGCGCGGGGCGAGUCCUGGGCGCUGGCAGCCGAGAGCGCGGACGAGCAGGAGGGCUGGUACCAAGCCAUCGCCGCCCUCCUCCCCGCCGCGGGGGGCUCUCCGCCCGAUGAGGGCUGUGGCGGCGAGGACGACGAAGGCCUCGAGGACGACGCAGGGGGCGCGGAGGAGGGCUCCGGCGGGGGCUCCUUCCUGGAGGUGUGGCAGGUGUCUGUGCGUGCGCGCGGGCUGGGCCAGAGCCGGGGCCUCUCGGGCGUGCAGCGGCUGUGCCUGGCGCGGCGGAGCGUGGCGCUGGUGCGGCUGAAGGGCGAGCGGCCCAGCGUGGCCUUACCCCUCAUGAGCAUCCGCCGCUGCGGCCACUCGGACGGCUUCUUCUUCCUCGAGCUGGGCCGCUCCGCCGCCACGGGGCCCGGCGAGCUCUGGAUGCAGGCCGGCGACGCCGUGGUGGCGCAGAGCAUCCACGAGACCGUGCUGGGCGCCAUGCGGGCCCUGCGCGAGCCCCGCCCCGCGCGCCCCCGCAGCAAGAGCCAGUCCUCCUCCUCCGCCUCCUCGGCCUCCUCUUCCUCCUCCUCCUCUUCCUCCUUCAUGUGCAGCCGGCCCAUCUCCGUCCCGGGACCCCGGCGGCACCCCCUGCCCUCUAGCAGAACCGGCCUCUUCCUCCGCCGCUCCAGGACGGACAUCUUGGCGCCCCCCAGCGGAGAAGGAGACAGCCCCCUCAGCCCUGAGCCUGCCCAGGCACCCCAGAAGAGCUCUUCUCUAGCACCCCGAAGCAGCAGCAGCAGCACCCCCGAGACGCCCCCUCCUCUGGGCAGCUAUGUCGCCAUGGAGCGUGGCCAUCCCCCCCGGAAGCGCACGCUCUCAUUAACAGCGCCCACCCAGCCCUGCCUCGUACCCCUCGCCUCGGCCUCCCUGGAUGAAUACACCCUCAUGCGGGCCACCUUACCUGUCAAGGCCUCCCCUUGCUCUCGGGCGGCCUCGGCGCUUUAUCCUGAGGAUUAUUGCGACCUGGAGGUGGGCUCCUCAGGCAAGGAGGACACUCCCUACAUGCCCAUGGCCCCCAGGACACUCCCCGUUUUGCCCUUGCAGGAGGGCUGCGACACCUUCCUGUCCCUCAGCCCCACCGGUGUGUCUCUGUCACACCCGCUCCCCUACCGGAUCAGCAGUGGGAGCUCCUCCGAUGACAGCGGCUACAUGCAAAUGUGGGGCACUGGCCAAACCAGGCUGUCCGGGGAGAGUCCCGCCACCGGAGACUAUAUCAACAUGUCCCCUUUGCUCUUCCCCCCCUUGUGUGGACCUUCUCCUUUGGCCUGUUCUUCGGAGGGCUACGGCACCCAGAGCCCCGGGGAGCAGUCCAGGUGCUUCUGUAGCGCUCCCUAUGCCUCCUGGAGCCCCGGGGAAGGAAAGAACAGUGACCAGUAUGUGCUGAUGAAUUCCCCAGGUGGGAAGCUAGGCCUGCCUCCCAAAGCAGAGGGCAGCCACACCGCAACGCCUUUCCCUGUGCGCCACAGCCAAACAGAGCCUUUCCUCAGUCGCCAUUCUUUACGGUUGUCACUACCCAGCAGGGAGGAUCCCCCCACCUUGAAUGAACCCCAGAGCCCCAGUGGGGAAUAUGUCAACAUUAGCUACUCCCAGGCACCACCCUUUGACAGCUCCACCUUCCUGCUCGGCUCUAGUUUGGGUGGUCGAAGCAGACCACAGGACUCCAGUUAUACAAACAUCACAUCGGAAGGGUCGCAGUCGGGUGCCCUCUCAGUGGGGUCCCUGGAGGAAGCGCUUUUGCCAGAAGUCUCCCCUAGCCCUGAGUCGUCUGGCAAGCCUUAUGUAAAGGUCGGGGUACAGCAGGCUUGCCUUUCCAGCCCACUUUCUGAGGCUGGUGACUACACGGAAAUGUUUUUCACCACAGCCACUGCUCCACCCCAGCCCAUCUCACAUAAGCCAGAAACAGUCCGUGUGAGCAGCCCGGUGGCUGGCCUGAAGCGGCUUACGCUUUCUGGAAUGGAGACCUUCCUCUUGGCCAGCCCUCCUCCUGAUCCCAACCAAGGGGCCAAAGUCAUCCGUGCCGAUCCUCAGGGGCGCCGCAGGCACAGCUCAGAGACAUUCUCCUCCACUACCACCGUGACCCCCGUUUCUCCUUCUUUUGCACACAAACCUAAGCGGCACAACUCCGCCUCUGUGGAAAAUGUGUCCCUCAGGAAAAACGAAGGCCUCGUGGAAGAGCAAAAUGGCAGCCCCAUGUGCCGGGAGACGUCUGCUGGCUUUCAGCAUGGCCUCAACCACAUUGCUCUUGAUGUGGAAGAAGGAGACCAUCUGGCCAAUGCUUAUCAAGGGAAGCACAAAGGCAAGCAUCCUCUCAAUGGGAGUAUUGAUGGCACUUACACCACUAUAGACUUCCGGAACCGCAAUGAAGCUUCAUCGGUAAAAGUUUGUUAAGAGUUGUUGCCGUAUUGAUUCCAGAGAACAAGAGACAAAGUUGGUAAGAAUGAAGAAACAAGAUUCACCAUCAUGACCUCUGAAUCCAUUUUAAAAGCUGCUUGUAGAUUUUUUUCAAGAGAUUACAUCUUAAACAGCUUUAAGACCUGCUUGAUUUUUUUCCGUCUUAUGUAGCUUUCAGAACAGUUCUUUAUUGUAUUGAAGAGGAACCAAACCAUCUAGGAUGUUUUGCAAGAUUAAUCUUGCAGAGACUGUGGAUCUCUUCAUUUGGCUUAUUGAUCAUAACCAUUACCUUUUCGGUACAAAUAAACUGUGUGUGUUCUUCAGCAUGUUGGGAUGUUCUGCUUGCACCUGCUAUAGCAGUGAAGAGUGGUGUUUACUGGUGUCCUUUCAAACCUCUGCAGCACUACCUCAGUUAAGAGUAGAACUGAAUUUGCAUUGCAUUGGCUGGCCUUACUGCUGAAUGUUGAACAGUCACCAACCUUUGGGACCUUAUCAAGAAUAACAGGAUGCUGCUGGUCAGUUGCUUCCCAGUUACUAGCUGCUCUGUUGAUUUAUCAAGAGAAGAUCAGGAUGAGAAACGAAAGAUUUAAACCAAAAAGAAACUUGAACGUUUGGAUUUUAUGAAAAUAUUUAUGAUCAUUAUACAAUAUGUAAUAGAAGCAACAGAAACUUAGUAUCAUUAAACUCUAUUGGGAAGUCAUUCUUUACCUCUGACACAUUUGUAUAAUUGUCUUGAUAGGUUGUUUUUUUUUAAUGCUUCAGAUUGCAAAAACGUUUCCUGCUAUGUAUUAGCAAAUCCUAUUAGUUGCAUUUCUUGUUACCAAAAGCCACAACAGGGAAUGGAUGGAUCAAAACAUGUGUCCAAACCAAAAACUUCAUUUUGGGCAGGAUACUGUAUCAAUUCUUUUUCCUUCUAGGCAGAAUGAAAUUUCCCAUAAAAGGAACAGCAUAAAAUUUGGGCAUAUUUGGGUUAAAAAUACCAGUAUUCUAGUAAAACAUAUUGAGAAGUAUGUACCUACUCUGUAUUUUGAAGAUAAAUGUCCUGAUUGCUCUUUUUACAUUCACAUUACAGGUUACAUUACAUUCAUCCUCUUCUUGCUUCUAUACCUCUCCUGAGUCUCAUGUGACAGCAAAAACAAAAAGGGACUUGGGAAAAGCAGGUUCAGUUUCCAGAUGAGCCACCAAGCUCACUUGUUGGUAUUGGAUCAGACUCACUCUACCAGCUUGGCCUGCCUCGGAGUGAACUUUAUAUACUCAUGUAUAAGUCUGCGAUUUUUAGUCAAAGAUCAAUGCAGCUUAUUCACAUGUACUGUACUUUAACUCCCUUUUUUUUAUAAGGAACCAUCCUCCUCUCUGAGAAGGGUAGCAAAAGGCAUGGGAGAGAAACUCAAGAAAGCAUCAAUCCUAUCUACAUUCUCCACCGCAGCAUUACUUUGAAUAAUUUAUAAUGCCAGGAUGGAAAAAUUGUGAUGAUCGCUUACACAUGAGUAUAUAUGGUAGUUAUGAGGAUGGAAUGGGACAGUUAUUCCAACCUGAACUCUCUGGAGGUAAGGCAGGAGGUAAAUCUAAUGAAUUAACAGUCAGCUCGGUGUCAUCAGAAAUGCUUUACAUUGCUAACUAAGGGAGGAAAAGGAACCAGUGCCCUAGUGUUCUGACGAAAUGCCAUGCAAACUCAUUUCACUUCCAUGCUAAGUGUUUGGAUUGAAGAUUGUAUAACAAGACAUAUCUGAAUGUAAUCUCCACCUAUUAAAUAUUGCUUUGAGAACUUAGGAGGAGAAUAUUAUAUUGAAUAUCUUGGUAAAAAUCACAAAGAUAACAAAAAAUUAAGUGACAGUCCUAUUACGUUAUUUAAAACAACCUUCACUUCUCUGCCUCAGUUAAUUUAUUGAUGAUGAUGUUCCCGGCCAAUGAGAGAUUUUGAUAUGGCAGUUGUUGAAAUCAGAAAAUGAUCACUGUAAGAUAUGAGGAAAUCUGUUAGUUCCUGAUGCCACAAUAGUUAAUUAGGUAGAUAGCAUAUAAAAUAAAGGAGAUGAAAUAUUGGGGGUGGGGGGGGGAAAGUAAAUUCUUUUCAGUGCUAUACAUUUCAUAAAAGGCUUAUGCAAAUACGUACAUUCUUAGUUAUCAUAUUGAACCCAAAUGUAUAAUUGAUAAGUUUGCUAAAAAAAAUUGCCUAAUUUUACCUUAAAUUUUGAAUAUUUUUUGCUAUUUAAAAUUAAUGGUUAUAAAUAGAGUUUUUCUUUUAGAGAUAUAUAAUUGUUCCUAGAUAUCAAGAUACUAAAUAUAUUUCUUGCCAUUGUGAUAUGGCAAAACACUUAACUUAUCUUGCUCUGUCUUCCAAUGUAUACUAUGUAUAUAGGUGUAAUCAGUGAUGCUGCUAGGAAAGAGAAAAAUGAAACUAGACUAGCAUAUGUAUUUAGUCUCUAUUGAUCCUGACUGCUCUCUUUAAUAGCCAUAUGCAAUAAAAUGUUAUUUAUUAAAGGAACAAUGUCUUUGAGGGCCUGUGUAUUAACAUUGGGGUGGGGGAGCUGGUCAGAGCUGCAACAUCAAAACAGGAACAUGCAAGGAUUAUGGGUGCAGCCUUAUGGAUUGAUGGAUGCAGCAAAUGAAGGCUACUGUGAAAUUAUCCACUGUGGGGGGCUUGGAGACCAUUCUGUCCCCAAGUAUGUGUGCCCAUUUUCUUGUUCCAGGGUGACGCCAACACUAAAAAUAGGGACUUGCAUAGGAUAUUUUAAAAGGUAAACCAGUGGUUCCCAACCUUUGAUCCUCCAAGUGUUUUGGACUUCAACUCCCAGAAAUCCCAGUCAUCUUACCAGCUGUUAGGAAUUGUUCAGGAAUUGUGGGAACUGAAGUCCAAAACACCUGGAGGACCGAAGGUUGGGAACCACUGUGGUAGAUGAAGGAAGCACUUGUAUAGAACCAGUUACGGCAAGAUCAUCCUCGCCUUGCAGCUGUCCCAGCUAGAGAGAAAGGGAGAUGAAAACCCCACUAGUUACCAAAGGAAAGCAUGUGGUCUCACCCCUUUUGACAGUGGUUCUCAACCUGGGAUCCCCAGAUGUUUUUGGCCUUCAACUCCCAGAAAUCCUAACAGCUGGUAAAUUGGCUGGGAUUUCUGAGAGUUGUAGGCCAAAAACAUCUGGGAACCCCAUGUUGAGAACCACUGCCUUAUGACCUGGAAUAUUUAUACAUUAAGUUUAGGAGAUCGUUGCUUCCUUUCUUCCUUGUUCAAAGACAAACUGUUUUAAACCCAUUCCAGGCUAGGCCAGGAAAGUUCUGUGACUUGUGCAGGUACGAUGACAAUCACCUUUGGUGACAAGUGGCAUAUCUACUACAGCCUGUUCUUUGUAGAGGCUUUUUUGUUUAUCAAAAUAUUCUUUAUAAUACAGCUAUCAAUAAAUUUUACUAGUGGAAAAACA